Molecule: messenger RNA, 2665 nt
Organism: Monomorium pharaonis (pharaoh ant)
Lineage: Eukaryota; Metazoa; Arthropoda; Insecta; Hymenoptera; Formicidae
Exons: 2
Coding region: 778-1071 (97 amino acids)
Source: RefSeq, a predicted model, not a curated record
GCAACCGACGACUGCUGUUGCGAAACAAUUUCAAAAUUCAAGAAAGAAACAUAUUCAUAAAAGUGAAACUCUUCAGCCAAUACAGGCAACAGCAAAUCUUGUUUGUGUUGUAUAUUGGUCAAUGGGGCACCGAUAUUCGUAGCAGGUCGCACGACGUUCUUCGAGAAUGUACCGAGUGAAAUGGCUGAGAUUUGCGUUGUCGAAUUUUCACAACUGUUUCUCAGCAUUUACUCUACUUCAAUUUGUAUAACUAAUAGAAAUGGUUUUUCGUUGUGUAAUGUAAUAUUUAAAAAAAUAUAAAAUAUAUAUAAAAUUUUGCGCAAAAAAAUACACUAUACACACAUAAAAAUAUACAUAAAAAUUAAACUGUAAACAGAAUGUUAAAUGUAAGAAUAUUUCUGUAUUGUCUUUAUUUGAUAUUCGCGUAUGACAUAAUAAGUGAAAAUUACAAGUAGAAAUAGUCAUAACUAUGUUUUCUUUACGUAAAUUUUGAUUUUUUAAGUCUUUGUUGUUUCUUUUUUCGAAAUGAUUUAAAAACUGUCAUUUCUCGAGUGCAUAAUAUAUAACGUACAUAAUAUGUAACGAGUAUUUGUGUAGUUCGAAGCACACUGGAUAGUAAAUCUUCCUUGAAGAGGAUGGGAGUGGCAUUCACCGCUCUUCUGCCACCACGUAUCUGCGGUAUAAAAGCAACCUGCGUUGCAGCGCGCUUAGUUUCAUUUCGGAGUGCCGAUUGUGGAACGCAUUUUCAACGUGAGUACAUAAUCUCAACAAUAUAAAAUGGAAUUUCACACUAUAGUCCUGGCCACGUUACUUCUGGCCGGCGUGAUUGCGGCGUAUCCACAGAAAGAUGGACAGAUCUUCAGUAAUGAGGCGAUACGGCAAGCUCAGAAUACUUACCUUAUCCCGAAGGACGCAACUAUACAAAAGGUCCAAGAGGGGAUCGAAUUGGCCGCUUACGAAUCAAUCCCUGGAGACCAGAGAAUCAAUCUCUUCGAAAUCCUGGGCGAUCACGUGCCACCCGAAGUGGUGAACAAUCUUCAGACCCAGAUUGAUCAAAUAGGUCGAAAUUAAAUAAUCUUUUCUCACACAAUCGUCAUCUUGUCAUCGUCGUGUAAAAAAUAAUCAUAUUUGUAAAAAAGUAUUUAUAAACAACUGUUCCCUUAUCUUGCUUUUAUAUUUCACAACAAUUUUUUUUACAAUGUAGAGUUUUCACUUUUCGUAAAUAAAUGUAUGAAAAAAUAGCUCAUAUGUGUAUCUCGUCUUUUACCUGCGAUCACAUUGUACAUGUUCGCGCACACAAAUAGAGAAUAAUUUAUCGAUGACAUCGAUGUUGCGUAUGCAAAGAAAUAUAAAUAUAUAUCUCAAUGUACUUUAUAACAAAAAGUUUGUGCUUGUCUCUCAUAAUUAAUCCAUUUGUAAUGUGGUAAGUUUAGCAUUAAAAUCGACAUUCCUUAAAACGCGCAAUUUACAGAACAUGAAAUAAUCACGUAUUCUUGUGAGGAUCUUUUAGUUUGAAUUAUGUAUGCUGUUAACGAUAUAUCAUAGAGAAAGUUGCAGAACUACUCAUCGAAGAAGCGUACUUUCACUUCUAUUCACCGUGUUACUGAACGCAGCUUUUCUGUUCUGCUAUUUAUGUUACAUGACACAGCUAAAUUGAAAAUUUCAGCAUAAUCAAGACACGAGGUUAUGAGAUCACGUUUUCCGUUUUCUAUUCUGCUAAUUUUAUUGUCUCAUUAUUAUAAUACAUAUCCAUAUUAAGAACGUAAGGUCUCGAUUCAGAUUUUUUGUGAAACUUUCACUUUCUUUCGUAUAUGUAUGCAUAUACGAAACGCUGUAUGGCCAUGCACUGUAAAUAGAAUAAAUCUUUCGGAAAAAUCAUUAUAUAACAAUAUAGUCGAUUUGAUAGUCUUAUGCUAUCUGUUAUAAAAGCUCAAUAAAAAAUAUUUAACAUAGACUGUUUCUUAUUUCUUUUUUUCCUAUAAUUUUUUUGCAUAUACAUUGUACUCAGAUAAUAUAUUUUUCUAGAAAUCUAUAAUAUUAUACUAUCGUAUAAUAAUUUUUUUCACGAGUAAGUGGGGCAUUUAAUGAAAAAAACAAUUUUCAUGUAUCAACAUUACAUACAUUUUGGAAUAUAAAAACCACAAAUGACAUUUGUACAUUAAUGUUAAAUAACUUAAAAACGGUAUUAGUAUGUUAAGGUACGAAUCUGAGAACUAUGUAAAAUGAAUUUUGGACAAUUUCUGAUUCACUUCAGUUUUCUUCACCUUUUGAAUCAAUGAUCCUUUCGUUUUUCAACGUACAGCGUAACACAUAUUGCGUGGGCUCGAUGAGGGGAAUUGUGAGCGUAUUUCCACCUCUCUGAGUAACCAAAGCAUGCAAAAAGUUAUAUAAAACGUAUUGUUUUCUUUCAAAUAACAUUAAGUAUUAUAAUUGUAAUAUUAAAUCUAAUGAUAAAAAACACUAAAUUUUUUUAGUAAGGACAGUAAGAAAAACUAUCAGAGCUCAUAUAACAUGAUAAGUCUCGCAUUUAUCGUUAGUACAUUGUCUUGCAUUUAUCUUGUUAUUUUCUUUAUCAUUCAUAAUAAUUAAGUUUUAUCACGCUUAUAUUAAAUACUUAUAUUAUAUGCUUUUCUAUAUUAUGUAUUGUUUAUCAGUAUAAAUUUGA